This is a messenger RNA of Ruditapes philippinarum (Manila clam), 1185 nucleotides long. Its product is annotated as glycine receptor subunit alpha-1-like. The record is from RefSeq and is a predicted model, not a curated record. The transcript is spliced from 9 exons. Gene Ontology annotation, molecular function: transmembrane signaling receptor activity; neurotransmitter receptor activity; chloride channel activity. Lineage: Eukaryota; Metazoa; Mollusca; Bivalvia; Venerida; Veneridae. Gene Ontology annotation, biological process: chloride transmembrane transport; signal transduction; regulation of membrane potential. Gene Ontology annotation, cellular component: neuron projection; synapse; membrane. The annotation marks the transcript as partial.
UCAAUAGACACCGGUUGGAUAUGUUGUUUCUUGCAUUGCUCGCUCUGUUAUCUGGUCGACUUUGUACUGUUUAACGUAUUCUACGACCCUCCUUACAACAUUUGACAAGAUUCAUCUUCAGAAAGUUGUCAGGUCUGAACAAACAAAAUGAUGAUUGUAUAUCGACAGUUCUAUUGUCAAUGCCUUCUGAUCCUAUCGGUGACCAGUGCCUACUGUGCGUACAUAGAACCUACCAGGAAUGAUCUUAUGCGUUAUCUUUUGGAAGAAGCAGAUUAUGACCAUAACUUCCCACCAAGUUCAGAUAAUGUUACAAAUGUUUCUGUUCAACUUUACAUCACUGAUUUUAACUCGGAGAGUGAUAAAGACAGGGAAAUUGAGUUUACACUCUACCUUCGAAUAAAUUGGACAGAUCCACGACUAGAUUAUACCAGAAAUGAAACAACAUACGACGUCAUCAACUUUGGCGAUGAUAUGGUAAAACAUCUUUGGAUACCUGACUUAUACUUUCUCAAUGAACGACAGUCACUUUUACAUGGUUUGUUUGAAAGAAACCAGCUGGCAUACAUUUACAAAAAUGGAAGCGUUUUCUACAGUGGCAGGUUUAACAUAAAGUUACAUUGUACAAUGACUUUUGAGAAAUACCCAUUCGACACUCAAACAUGUCCUAUAGAAAUUCAAAGCUAUGCUUAUUCGACAGAUUAUGUUCUUCUUCACUGGAAUGGCGACCAUGCCGUACAAAUUGCACCAUCAUCUGAUCCAAUCAGACCUAAAAUACCGUUACAGGACCAAAGCAUAGAGACAAGAUAUACCUACCCAAUAGCCGGAGAAUUUUCAACACUAAGAACAGAAAUACAAAUACCACGUCCAAAGGGAUCAUACGAUAUGAUGAUAACAGUGCCUUCAUCCAUUCUUAUUGUAACAGCGCUCACAUCCUUCCUCCUUGGAGACAAUAUAACUCCUCGUAUAGGUGUUCCUACGGGUACUUUGAUCUCGUUGUUUGUACAGUGGUCAGGGACGUACUCGAGACUAUCACUUGAUUCAACAACGUUUUAUUUAGAUAUAUGGAUGUGUGUACAUUUAGCUUUUCUCGGACUCAUUCUUUUUGUAAAUGCCUGCAUAUGUCAUUUCAAAUAUCGAGAGGAUGACAGAGACAAGAAAGAUAACAGAAAGGCCGUUGCUACACAG